Linum trigynum is the source of this 2383-nucleotide messenger RNA. NCBI's taxonomy places the organism in Eukaryota, Viridiplantae, Streptophyta, Magnoliopsida, Malpighiales, Linaceae. The record is from the annotation of a GenBank genome assembly.
UUUCUUGAGUUUUCUAGAUUGGUGUUGAACAAUUUGUAUAGUUAAUUUCUGAUUUGCUUGAAUUUCUAGAAUGGUGUUUUAUAUAUGAAUAAUUUGUAUUGAGAGAUUGAUAUUUGGUUUUAAUUUUGAUAGGAACUUGUUAUUGUAAUUUUUUACGACAAAAACCCGUGUGUAUCCAUGAACCCGCGGAUACCCAGUGGAUUGGGUUAAGUUUUUCAAACCCAGUGGGUUUUAUCCCGAAUUUUUUUCAUGAAUAAACCCAACCCGACCCACUGCCAUCCCGUUCUGUCGUCCACCAACAACCACUAUCUGCUCUGCUGCAUUCUCAAUUUCUCAUUCUGAAAUUUCUUUCUACGAAUUCGACGAUGCGCCCGCAUAUCAAUCGGGUGGAGGAGUGUCAAACUUAGCUUUUCGUGCUUUCUAGAUUCCCGUCGUCUCCGUUGGCAGAACAAUCCCGUAUUUCGGUAUUUGCCUUCCUGUUCGCCUCUGAAUCAUUCUUCCGAGUUCCGAAGCAAUGCAAUCAAGAAGCUGGGCUCACAUUUACCCAUUUCUUCAUCCACUCUUCUCUGUCCCUUCACUUUCUUGACUAACAAUGAUCAUCAUUCCUCGUGCUUUUCCGUGAAACGGAAGUGCGGAUCUUUGUGUCUCUGAAGGAGUUGGUUCUGCUCCGAGCUCUCAGCUUCGCUUGCGCUGCGUUCAUCUCAGAGCUGUAAGUGCUGCCACAAAUUAUUGAUUCUUGCUUGCGUUUUGAUUGCGCUGUUUAUGGUACAGAAUCGUGGGUUUGGUUGCAUUUAAAGUAAAGAAUCCGCCUUUGUGGGUUAGGAAUUGCCACUAUGUAUGGAGGCUUUGUAAAUUGUGUUUGUUACUGCUUUUCUUAUAGCAUAAAUUCCUUAAGUGUCUCAUGAACAUAUUGAAAGGAGGAAGGAUAUGUCGUAUCAAUUCGCUGAUGCUGGUUUGUAGACACUUUUUACAUUUAUUUAGCUCCACUUUUACUUGCCCUUGCACAUUCUCGGGACCCCGUCGCUUGACAGUAGUUCCUUUGUAAAAGAUGUUCAUUAAAAGCAACUAGAUUGAGUAGCAGAGUUUGCUUGCUGAUCUGUUUUGGAAGCCUGUGAUUUGAGUACAAGGUCUACUUGUCCUUUUCUGAGGAGAUAUUUGGGCUACUUCCAUGCUGCACUAUUCUUCAACAUAAACUUUGUGAGCAUACUAUUCAGUGGAAAAAAUGUGGCCCUGAGAGAAGCGAGAGAUUGAGUAAAAAUGUUGACUGUGUUAGCAGGAUCCUCGAACCAGACUACUUGGCACCCCAUCAUGAGUGCCGCUGAUACAACUCAGCCAAGUUAUUGGUUGAACUGGAGAUUCGCCAUCUGUGCAGCUUUUCUCGCAGCUGCCAUCGCUCUGGCAGGUUUUUUAAUAUGGAAGAAUGAAGGGUCCAGGGAAUCGGAGUCCGAGUCUGAAUCUGUGAGAAGAGAAAGUCGGCCACCCACAGCUGGGUCCUUGUACGCGGAUGAAGCUUGGAAGACGUGUCUCAAGACUAUUCAUCCUGGUUGGUUGCUGGGUUUUAGAAUAAUUGCUUUCAUUGUACUCUUCGGGUUACUUGCAGCAAAUACUAUCAGGGAUGGAGGUGGCAUUUUCUACUUCUAUACUCAGUGGACAUUCUCUUUGGUGACCAUCUAUUUUGUGCUUGGAUCAGCAAUGUCAAUUUAUGGAUGCUGCAAACAUUGUGAUGCCUCGGGUGGGGUUGAUGGGGAACGUAUGGAUGCUGAGAGAGGGACUUACGUGGCACCGACCCUUGGGGGAGUCGUAGACUCGUCCAACCACAUAAAAGGUUCAGCUCUGCAUCGAGAACCUUUCCCUGAGGAAAAGCAAACUGCAAGUGCGUGGGGCUACAUCUUUCAAAUCAUCUUUCAGACUUGUGCAGGCGCUGUAGUGCUCACUGAUUGUGUAUUCUGGUUCAUCCUUUAUCCAUUUCUAAUGGCUGCAGAUUUCAGGCUUGAGUUUAUAAACGCCUGCAUGCAUUCGGUGAAUGCAGUUUGCCUGCUUGGUGACACUGUUUUGAAUGGCAUGCGGUUCCCCAUAUUUCGAAUCGCGUAUUUCAUCAUAUGGACCAGCGUUUUCGUGGUUUUCCAGUGGAUCAUACACGCAUUUGUGUCAAUGUGGUGGCCAUAUCCAUUCCUUGACUUGUCAUCUAAAUAUGCUCCCUUGUGGUACCUGGGAGUGGGAUUGAUGCACAUUCCUUCGUAUGGGUUCUUUGCUCUGGUAGUAAGGCUGAAAUACUUUUGGUUGGCAAGAUCGUUCCCCAAUUCAUGCCAUGUCAUUAGGUGAAAAACAUGGCACUUUCCAUUCCUGUUGUAGCAGCAAGUGGGAAGAAAUUGUCUGUGUACCG